GAUUGAUAUAAACAGAUUACUGGGGUUUCCCUAUAUUUAUAUGGUAUACCCAAGCCUCUGUCCUUCCAAAACUCCGAACUUUGACCAAAGGCCGUCUUAGCUGAGUUUCAUAAUCGCCACAGGAAUGGCCGCUCCGCAUAAUUCCCCCAUCCCUGAAUCUGGGAAGAAGGUCCUGAGCACUGUCACUUUGGCCCCUGCUCUGGGGUUCGUGCCCAUCGCUGUCCAUUUUGACCUUUUCGGAUGCCUGAAAGACAUUGGUAAACCAGCCACCGCACAGGAUGUCUGUAGACUCCAUCACACCAAAUAUGGUGAUACCGACCUGUCGGUGCCUCUGGCCAAUGAUACCCUUUUUCUCAUGGGAGGGCUGGGGUUCUUGGACCUUCUUCCAGACGAUGUGUACCAGGCCAACGACGUCACCCAAUUUCUAGUGGAAACGCCCUCGGCCCAGCAUGGAGCCAUGCAUUUUACGUCUGAGGGACUUUUGGCAUCGGCAUUCCUCAUGCGGCGCCUGAUGGAUACCAAGUUUGAGUAUCCGUUCCAGGAGUGCGACACCCCGUUUCAGUAUGCACACAAACUUAUGGGCAAUGACUUCCUGGCUCGGGAACAUGUGUAUUCAGUGAUGCAUCACACAGGUCGCCUUGAUAGUUUCAACACUUUCAUGACAGGCAAGUUUGGUCGCUGGGGCACCAUGCCUGAUCGCGUCCGCAAGCUCGGGUAUGAUCUGGACGGCUUGGUUCACUCCACAGCUCCUGAGAAGCUCAAGGUCGUUGACAUCGGCGGUGGCCGAGGUGAGCUUCUCUUGGAGAUGCAAGGGGCAUACCCGCACCUACUCAAGAAGGACAACCUCAUUCUGCAGGAGUAUAACGCCGACAUUGGCGUGGUUCCCGAGGUCACAGAGAUGGCCUGGAAUUACAAGGAGGAUGGCAGCGAGCAGCCUGUCAAGGGGGCUUUGCUGUACUCUAUGGCUCACGUCCUCCACAAUCUGUCGGAUAUUGAGUCCAUCAAGCUGUUGGCCAAGGUCGCCAGGGUCAUGGUUCCAUCUUCACGUCUGCUCAUUCAGGAGUUUACGAAGAAUGCAGCUAGUUCGACCACCCACGCCGCGAUGAUCUUGAUGCAUGCUGGCCGCGAACGGACCCGCGCCGAGUGGAGGGAUCUGGCGGCUUUUGCAGGCCUGCAAAUAACCUUUGAGGCGUACCCACCCAAUGGGGAGUGUGUUGUCGAAAUGAGAAGAGUACUGAAUUGAACGGCUAAGACGGCCCGUCUUGAGGCUUAGGCAAAGUGUUCAUAGACUACUUGCUUGCGUAGGUGCCGCAAGGUUGGCGCUCAGUGGCCUUGAAGAGAGAGCCUUUAUGGGCGCUCCAUGUAUGUUCUGCCUUUGGGCCAUCACUAGCAAUUCAGAGC
Messenger RNA from Aspergillus vadensis CBS 113365, 1401 nucleotides. RefSeq names its product O-methyltransferase. The record is from RefSeq and is a predicted model, not a curated record. Gene Ontology annotation, molecular function: O-methyltransferase activity. NCBI's taxonomy places the organism in Eukaryota, Fungi, Ascomycota, Eurotiomycetes, Eurotiales, Aspergillaceae. Bases 125 to 1243 code for a protein of 372 amino acids. The transcript is spliced from 5 exons.